CUCUUGACUCACUCCGAAAGCGUAGAGCCAACUGCAGAGAUGGCAACGAAAUUCGAUUUCUCAGAACUGCAAAUCAGCCAGCGACUCGGCUUUGGGGGCUUUGGUGCGGUGUACAGCGGUCGCAUCCGGAACCAAAAGAUCGCCGUGAAAAAGUUUUACGAGGUGAUCGAGGAGAGCAUAGCACGGGAAAUCGCACAACUGGCGAGAGUGGCACAUGAGAACAUUGUCAAGCUGUUCGGCAUGGCCACCUACAACGAUGAGACCUACCUGCUGAUGGAGUACGUCGAAGGUGGCUCCCUGCACGACUUCCUCUAUGGGGCGGUGCGCAGGGAGUACACCGUGCCGGAGGCCACCAAUUGGGCGCUUCAGUGCGCAGAGGCUGUGGCGUAUCUUCAUGCCAUGACCCCAAGGGCAAUGCUGCAUCGGGAUAUCAAGCCCCACAACAUGCUGCUGACGGGCAUCCCGGGCAGGCUGAAGAUCUGCGACUUUGGCACUGUGACGGACCUGCACAGCUACAUGUCGAAUGCCCGCGGGACACCGGCCUACAUGGCACCAGAGGUGAUCAAGGGCAGAAGGUACACAGACAAGUGCGAUGUGUACAGCUGGGGCGUCAUGCUCUGGGAGCUAAUGUCCCGCCGGCCGCCCUUCAGUCACAUGGAGAAUCCCAACCAAGUUGCAGUGAUGCUGGCUGCGGGAAUGGGCGCUCGUCCCGACAUGGAUGCUGUGAGAUCCGAUUGUCCCGAGGCCAUCAAGCAGUUGAUCAGACGUUGCUGGAGGCAGGAGCCCCUGGAACGAUGCUCCAUGCAACAGGUUGUCGCGGUUCUCAACGAAAUGGGCGUCUCCUCUGAUUACAAGGACUUUGUGUAUAUCCUCGAUCAGGACACUGUGGCCGUGGUCACCGUACGCAAAGAGAAACACGGCACGAGCAGGCGUCGUGUUGUUCACAUAUCCUUCUGGCGUAAGCGCUUUGCGAGCGCAAGGCUGAGCUUUCCCAUUGCCGAGCGGGAGGCAGAGCGAGUGGCGAAGCAAACGGAACGGGAGACCAUCAGGGCGGCUCGGAAUGUCAGCCGGGAGACGGUUCGAGCUGCUGAGGACGCUGGCCACGAAGUCGCCAGAGCGGCUCACGAUGCCGAGCGGGAGACAAGACGGGCCGAAAGGGAUGCCGAGCGGGAGACUCGGAGACUGAAGGAGGAUGCGGAACGCGAGGCACGGAGACUGAAGGAGAAUGCCGAGCGGGAGGCGAAACUAGCACUCGAGCAGGCCGCGCAGGAGGCCCGCAGAGUGAAGGAGAAUGCCGAGCGAGAGGCUAGACAGGCCAAGGAGAAAAUUGCAGCGGAGGCCAAGCGGCUGGCCGACAGAGGCAAGAAGGUCCUGAAGAAGUUUCGCAAAUUCUAAUGCCCCCGUCCCUAUGCUCGUGCUGAUUAAUAUUUCGUUAUGCAAAUGUGUGGAAAAUGAUUAAUAAAGCUGG
Drosophila guanche is the source of this 1468-nucleotide messenger RNA. RefSeq names its product putative mitogen-activated protein kinase kinase kinase 7-like. The record is from RefSeq and is a predicted model, not a curated record. Gene Ontology annotation, molecular function: magnesium ion binding; MAP kinase kinase kinase activity; ATP binding. The transcript is spliced from 6 exons. Lineage: Eukaryota; Metazoa; Arthropoda; Insecta; Diptera; Drosophilidae. Bases 40 to 1395 code for a protein of 451 amino acids. Gene Ontology annotation, biological process: positive regulation of canonical NF-kappaB signal transduction; JNK cascade; protein phosphorylation.